AUGUAUGAGUAUUCGUAUAAUAUUACUAAGUCAUAUCCAGCAGCACCAGGUGUAAAAACAACGAUUUUCUACAACUCUGGAAUUGCUACAACAGAUGUUUUAGAUGUUAAUAAAGGAUGGGACAAACUUCCAAAGGAAUAUAAAGCCCUUGGAGAUGAAAAGAUUCCAGCUCAUGGUAUUGAAUGGGUCUGCAACAAUUGGACAAACGUAAAUUGUUUAGAUUUCAAAAUGUCUCAUAAAUCAUAUGAACACCAAUCUUUGGUUAGUAACAAGAGGGUUAUUGAUGUAAUUUAUAAUACAACUAACCAUUUACCAUUUAUUCCAAAGAAGAAUGAAAAAACUAUUAACUAUGAAUUUACUAUUCUUUAA
Messenger RNA from Trichomonas vaginalis G3, 369 nucleotides. Its product is annotated as O-acyltransferase protein. The record is from RefSeq and is a predicted model, not a curated record. Lineage: Eukaryota; Parabasalia; Trichomonadida; Trichomonadidae. The transcript has a single exon. Bases 1 to 369 code for a protein of 122 amino acids.